UUUAAAAUGUCUCCUAACAGAUUGGGAUAUAGCCUUUCAGUUCAAUUUGUACCUCUGAUUAUAUCAUACAUACUCUUUUGAAACAUGUAAUUUGUAUUUGAAAUAUUAUGGACAUCUCCCUUUUGGUCACAUAGAAUGGCAACUAGAACGGCUGUCAUGAAAAACAUUAAAAGUACCAAAUGUGAGAGAAAAUAUGGAGAAACUGGAACCUCCAUCAUUGCUGGUAGGAAUAUAAAAUGGUGCAGCCACAUGGGAAAACAGUUUAGCAAUUUCUAAAAAAUUGAAUGUACACUUACCACAUGAACCACCAAUUUCACUCCUAGGCAUCUACACCAGAGAAACAAGGACAUAUGCCCAUACAAACUUUUAUAUUCAGGUGUUCAUGACAGCAUUAUUUAUAAUAGCCAAAACAUGGCACCAACCCAAACGUCCAAAAGCUGUUGAAUGAACAAACUGUGGUCUAUCCAUACACUGGAAUACCAUUCAGCAAUGAAAAGGGACAACCUUCUCAUACCUGCUACAACAUGGAUGACCCUUGAAAAUGUGCCAUGUGAAAAGAGCCACACAAAACUAUUACACCUUGUAUGAUUCCAUUUGUAUCGUCAAUGUUGGUGUAUAGCUCCAUCGCAUGGAUGUAGCAUAAAUUCUUUCACCAAGCCCUAUUGUUUGAUUUGAUGUUGUGUCCCAGUUUCCAAUAUUACAAACAAUGCUGUGAUGACCAUCUUUGUGGCUACGUGUUUGUGGCCAUCCUUAAUUAUGUCUUUACACCAAUGUCCAGAAGUGGAACUGGCAGUCUUAAGGUGGGUGCAUUUUAAGGCUUCUGGGAACUGUUGCAAAGUAGCCCUGCACAGUUUGCUCAGACUGCACUCCCACCAGCAGAGCAAGAGGGUCCAGGGUCUCCUUUCUCCAUUACAGCCCCUCCCUCCUGGCACUGCUCACUCAUAGGAGGCUGUCCCAGGUCCCAGGGCCACCCCCCUCACCAUACUCUGUAUUUGUUUGUAGUUUCCUGGGUGCACUGCCACCAUGGCCUGGUUCUCCAACAAUGCCAACUGUGGAUUUUCAGUCUUCACCCUUGCCACCGUAGGAUGGAUCCUCUCCUCUAUGUCCAUGGGCCUUGUGGACUGGCGAACAUGGCAUGUGAAAGGCACCCCACCCUACCCCCCUGCGGUCGCCUACGUGGGACUAUUUAGAGUCUGCAUUUACGAGCAUCACACCAACAGGACCACAGCCAUAUUUUGUUACCUAUACAGCUCCAAGGACAACUUUCUCCCUUCUGAAAUUUACAUGGCUCAAAGCUUCCUACUGACUGCCAGCAUUUUCGGAUUCUUUGGGAGACUCGUUAAAAUCUUAGCACUUAGGAACAUGUCCUUGGGACUAUUUGGGGGCAACACCUACAAUUCAUUCAUUGUUUCAGGAAUUCUCAACAUUGCUGCUGGUAUGUUUAUCUUAAUUGCUGUGUUCCAGAACUAUGAUGCUAUCAUUAAUUCAAAGGGGAUCACCUUCCCACCAUCUUUCCAAAUGCCCUUCAAGCCAGAUGUGCAGGAAGUCGGCAUGGCCAUUCAAGUGGCAGGGAUAGCUGCCUUCCUGAUGCUGUUAAGUGGGAUAUUUUCUCUGUUGUACAGAUGUUCCCUAUACGCCCAAGUGCAUCCUGAAAUUUCAGAAAUGUGAGUUUCCUGGUUGCAUUGGCUUUGCAAAUGCAAGAUUUCUGGGAGUUUAUGGGAGUGUUAUUAGCAUGCUCUACCAAAUAUUUCCAAGGACUCAAGACCAUGGAGUGGGUAGUUUGGGACAGAAGGUGGCCAACUGCUUCCUUCUGUUAUCUUGUGUAUCUGAAUGUGGUUCACUGAUUUGUUGGUUGAAUUGAGAACUUUUAUUAAAAAAAAAAAUCUUCCCACCUGCCAGUUGGUCUUAUUGCAACUGGAUUUUAAUUAUUGUUGGCUAAAGCAAAUAACCAACACCAUAAAUUAAGGGUAGGGAAUUAAGAGUUUCUAAGCACAUUAACUCUCACAUCUCCCUCU
This is a messenger RNA of Sapajus apella (tufted capuchin), 2015 nucleotides long. RefSeq names its product claudin 34 (gene CLDN34). Gene Ontology annotation, cellular component: plasma membrane; bicellular tight junction. The coding region runs from base 1024 to 1668 and encodes 214 amino acids. Gene Ontology annotation, molecular function: structural molecule activity. Lineage: Eukaryota; Metazoa; Chordata; Mammalia; Primates; Cebidae. The transcript has a single exon. Gene Ontology annotation, biological process: bicellular tight junction assembly; cell adhesion. The record is from RefSeq and is a predicted model, not a curated record.